Orussus abietinus is the source of this 543-nucleotide messenger RNA. RefSeq names its product histone H3. The coding region runs from base 55 to 465 and encodes 136 amino acids. Lineage: Eukaryota; Metazoa; Arthropoda; Insecta; Hymenoptera; Orussidae. Gene Ontology annotation, cellular component: nucleosome. The transcript has a single exon. The record is from RefSeq and is a predicted model, not a curated record. Gene Ontology annotation, molecular function: protein heterodimerization activity; structural constituent of chromatin; DNA binding.
UGUGAGGUCACGUAGACUAUUUCGUUGCUGACAUAAGUUCCGCUCGUUUACAAGAUGGCUCGUACUAAGCAAACCGCUCGUAAGUCUACCGGAGGGAAAGCUCCCAGAAAGCAGUUGGCUACUAAGGCAGCUCGCAAGAGUGCUCCAGCCACCGGAGGUGUGAAGAAACCUCAUCGUUAUAGGCCGGGAACCGUAGCUCUUCGAGAAAUCCGUCGUUACCAAAAAAGCACGGAACUUCUGAUCCGUAAACUGCCGUUCCAACGACUCGUCCGUGAAAUCGCUCAGGACUUCAAGACCGAUCUGAGGUUCCAGAGUUCCGCUGUGAUGGCUUUACAAGAAGCCAGUGAAGCUUACCUUGUAGGAUUGUUCGAAGACACCAACCUUUGUGCCAUCCAUGCAAAGCGUGUCACGAUCAUGCCAAAGGACAUCCAAUUGGCUCGUCGUAUCCGUGGAGAACGUGCUUAAACUCUACAAAACGUAGAAAGUACCUAACGGCCCUUUUCAGGGCCAACAAUAUUGUUUUACAAAGGCCAUCUAAUGAGC